AUGAGAGGGAGGAAGAAGAAGAUGAUGAUGAUGAUGAUGAUGGAAAAUAUCAAAGGAUAAACAUACAAACAUGUAAACAAUUUCAAUCUGUUUUUAUCUCAAUGAUAAUAUUACAUUGAAUUCAAUUGAUUGUUUGUUUAUAACUUGAUGACAAUUUAAACUAAUCGUUGGAAACUUUUUUGUUUCAAAGUGAAAGUGAUUUUUUGUUAUUAUUAAUUGUCCAAUUAAAGUGAUUAUUUCUCAAUAGAAUAUUUUUUUUACAAUAUAACAUUUAUCUCUUUCCAACUGACCAACUGAACUUUUUAAAAGUUCAUAUCAUCAGAAUCAAUGGAAACUGUCAACGGAAUCACAACAACAACAACAACAACAUCGACAACAGAUAAUAACAGAAUCGAUAAUAACGAUUCUGAUGAUGAAACUUAUGAAUAUGUUUCUUUAGCUGAAAGAAUUUCGAGUUACCAAAAGAAACUCGAAGCUGAACAAAGGAAACUCGAGAAACCAUGUCGAACUAAAUCUGACUAUGGAAGACCCUUGGAGGGAUCGCAAACACAAUUAAGAGGAAUCAAGGCUUACGAUACAAUCGCCCAAGAGAUUAGGGAUUUAUGUUCAUUCAUUGAAACAAAUGGAACCAAAAAUGAGGACAAUCAAGUGACAAUUACAUUUGGUCAAUUGUUCGAGUCUUAUGAAAUGUUAUCAAAUAAAUUAGUUGGAAUCUUAUUGAGAGCUUGUAAACAAGGAUUCGUUCAUUUCGUCGGUGAAAUUUUGUACCAACGACGAGAUGAAAAUGUCGUUAUAACGUUGAUUAAAAUGCCACCGGAAGAUUUUAAAUUAACUUAUUAACCAAAGCAAUCAAAUUAAAUUGGAGAAAAUUAUAUGAAAUAAAUGAAUCAAUCACGUUAAUUGUGUAAAAUUAAAUUGCAAACAAUUACACAAAUACAAUUGUUACAUGAUAUAAUUACAUUGUUUUAAUGGAAAGAGAAACAAAGAGGAAAAAAAAUAAAAGUUUAUCAAAUUGUUAAA
This is a messenger RNA of Panonychus citri (citrus red mite), 1020 nucleotides long. RefSeq names its product actin-binding Rho-activating protein-like. The coding region runs from base 328 to 840 and encodes 170 amino acids. The transcript has 3 exons. Gene Ontology annotation, biological process: positive regulation of Rho protein signal transduction. The record is from RefSeq and is a predicted model, not a curated record. Gene Ontology annotation, molecular function: actin binding. Lineage: Eukaryota; Metazoa; Arthropoda; Arachnida; Trombidiformes; Tetranychidae.